AUGGCGGCCUAUUACUAUUCACUGGCGGUACUUCCAAUGUCCGACGCAGUGGUGCUCACCUACACCAGCCCUGUCCUGACUGCAGUGGGAGCGACGCUUCUUCUGGGAGAGGUUUGGCAUGGCCUGGAUUUCCUGGGCUCUGGGCUGUGCCUGGCUGGUGUGAUGAUGAUCAGCAAACCUCCAAUCCUUUUGCAUCUGCUGGGCUUGCAGGAGGAAAGCGUGGAGCUUUCACCGCUGGGCCUGCUGGCUGCCUUGCUCGCGGCGUUUUGUGCCACCGCUGUGUAUUUGGUGAUUCGAAUCCUCAAGGACAAAGAUGUGCAUUCCUUGGUCUUCGUGAACUAUCUGGCCUUGGCUGCAGUGGUGACUUCUCCUGUCUUGGGUGCUGUCUUAGAGGAACGCUGGGACCGAAGUGUGAUCUUCCAGCCAGCGCUGGGCCUCCUCUUCCUGCUAGCAGCCCUGGCAUCACUGGGAGAAACGCUCUUGGCGGUUGGCUUAAAGCUGGAAACUGCCGCGAAAGCCACAUCCAUGAACUACUUGCAGGUGGUCUUCGCUUUCUUCUUCCAGGGCGAUGUCUUGCACGAAUCCAGUGACGAAGUGAGCAAGAUCGGGGCACUGAUGAUUUCUACCUGGGGUGUGGUGGCGCUGGCAAAGGAGAUGUUUGCUGAGGAGGAGAAGGCCGUUGAUAUGGACAACAUCAAUUGCAUGAUCGCGGGUGAGAAGCGCUUCUACUUCAUGCACCCCUCCUACAAGGACGACUUCGAGGCGCAUCCCAACAGCAAGAAGAAUCGCUUCGGCUGGGUAGAUACCGACCUGGACAGCUCCAUCAUGUGGGUGCGGGCUCGCCCGUGCCUGGCCCUUCGAGCGGCCUCUUUGGGGAAGCUGCAGCAGCUUCAGGCACGGCACUUUGCUGAUCCCAGCCAGGUCCGGCAGAAUGUCUUCAAAGAGGUGAUGAAGACGAAGCGCAAGCAGAUUGGACUCUGGACGGGGCUCCGGAGCACGUUGGUUGCUGAGAUGCUUUCUCAUGUCUCUGGCAUGGAUUGGUUCGUGGUGGACAUGGAGCACUCGCCCAACGAACUCAAUGAUGUUCUUCUUCAGCUACAGGCCUCGCAGCGGGGGAGCGCCGAGCCGGUGGUGCGGGUGCCCUGGGCCGAGCCGGUGAUCGUGAAGAGGGUCUUGGACCUGGGCGCGCAAAGUUUGAUCUUCCCUUGGAUCAACAGUCCGGAGCAGGCGCGCGAGGCUGUCGAGGCGACGCGGUAUCCCAGCUUGGGAGGCAUUCGUGGCGUGAUGAGCUUGGCUCGCAUGAACAACUACGGCGCACAGAACCCGCACUACUACAAGGAGGCGGCCGGACAGAUCUGCAACAUCAUGCAGAUCGAAACGGUGGAGGCGCUGGCCAACAUUGAGGCCAUCGCGCAGGUGGAGGGCGUGGACGCGCUCUUCGUGGGGCCCAGCGAUCUCAGUGCCUCGAUGGGCUUUAUUGGACAACCUCAACAUCCAGAGGUGAAAGCGGCCAUUGAGGACGCCUUCCGCCGCAUCGUGGCCACCGGGAAGGCGGCGGGCUUCCUCACCGCCAACAAGGACGAUGCCAAGUGGGCUUUGAAGUGUGGCUGCUCCUUCGUGGCAGUGGGGAGUGAUAUGCAGAUGCUCACAGCGGCGGCCAAGGGUGCGGCUGCAGAGUUCCAUGACUUCGCCAAGAGCUUGUAG
Molecule: messenger RNA, 1704 nt
Organism: Durusdinium trenchii
Lineage: Eukaryota; Dinophyceae; Suessiales; Symbiodiniaceae
Source: the annotation of a GenBank genome assembly